CUGUGUGAACGAAACGUCCUCCAAAAAAAAAUUCUAACCACUAUGCACGAGAGAUCAAUAUUCACUUAUAAAUAAGGGCUUAUACGUCUCCUAUUUGCCUUUUCUAAUAACACUCCUGGCAAAAUUUUCAUCCAUACUGUAUGGUAUUGAAGCUAUCUUGAUAUUCUUAAGCUCAUAAACCAUGGAUGUCUUUCCCUCUUGCAAAGAAAAGGUGGAAGCUCUUCAAUUCGAGUUGGAACACAGGCAGAAAGAGAAUGAAAGUCUUAGAUUUAUGCUUGGAGUUAUGACCAGAAGAUUCAGCAUUCUUCAAGCCGAGAUUCAAGAAACCGAAGAACAUCAACAAAAGACAGCUAGCAACUUAGCGGAUGGAGAUCAAGCUUGUCAUGAAAUCCUUGACUCGAACAAGAGAGCAAGAUUUGAAGUUCCCAUAACCAAGGCAUCGAGAAUCUUGGUGAGAAGUCACUCCAAUGACAAGAGCCUGAUUGUGAAAGAUGGAUAUCAAUGGAGAAAGUAUGGCCAGAAGGUUACUAAGGAUAACCCAUCACCUCGAGCUUACUUCAGGUGUUCCAUGGCUCCUAAUUGCCCCGUCAAGAAGAAGGUCCAAAGAUGUGUAGAAGAUGAUUCAGUACUUGUUGCAAGCUAUGAUGGAGAACACAACCAUGAACCCAAUGGUUCACAUGGACAAUAUUUAUGUUCUCCGCAUACCUCAUCAUCAAAAAUUUCCAUAACUAAUCAUGUCCUCAAGUGUCCAAUCGAAAUUCCUCCUCUUCAACCAUCUAUAGCUCUUGAUCUUACUCUUUCAAGUCCCAGUAAUCAACAGAAGGAAAAUCCUUCUAAAAGAUCCAUGGAAGACUGCGGCAAGAUUAAUAAUAACUGCAACAAGAACUACAUUGAAGAAUAUGUGGCAUCUUUAACUAAAGAUCCUACCUUCUCUGUAGCUUUAGCUGCGGCUGUUGCAAGUUCAAUGAGUGACCUGUCUUCGUCAAGAAUGCUGUGAAAUAAUUAUUGUCUUAUUUAUGAACGGUUUAUGCUCUUUCUCACAA
Molecule: messenger RNA, 1043 nt
Organism: Populus trichocarpa (black cottonwood)
Lineage: Eukaryota; Viridiplantae; Streptophyta; Magnoliopsida; Malpighiales; Salicaceae
Product: probable WRKY transcription factor 40
Exons: 4
Coding region: 182-997 (271 amino acids)
Biological process (GO): regulation of DNA-templated transcription
Molecular function (GO): sequence-specific DNA binding; DNA-binding transcription factor activity
Source: RefSeq, a predicted model, not a curated record